Molecule: messenger RNA, 630 nt
Organism: Candidozyma duobushaemuli
Lineage: Eukaryota; Fungi; Ascomycota; Pichiomycetes; Serinales; Metschnikowiaceae
Exons: 1
Coding region: 1-630 (209 amino acids)
Biological process (GO): response to toxic substance; L-homocysteine catabolic process; proteolysis
Cellular component (GO): cytoplasm
Molecular function (GO): cysteine-type aminopeptidase activity
Source: RefSeq, a predicted model, not a curated record
AUGUCUGAUUUCACCAAAUACAACGUUUCUUCAUUGGCGUCUUGGAACGACGCCCUCAAGCUGGACUUGAACACUCAGUUGGGUGCUUCGGUGUUGAGAACUUACAACGCCGAGGAGGCCUUGAUCAACCGUGAGGUGCUCAUCAAAAACUCCAACAAGGUUUUCAACACUGGUGUCAAAGUUCAAGGUGCUCCUGUUACCAAUCAGAAGGCUAGUGGAAGAUGCUGGCUUUUUGCAAGUGGUAAUGUGUUGAGACUUCCUUUCAUGGAGAAGCACAAUGUCAAGGAAUUCCAAUUCUCCCAGCUGUACUGGUUCUUCUUCGACAAGCUUGAAAAGUGUAACUUCUUUUUGGAGAAGUUUUCUGAAUCAAUUGACUCUACCGCUGAGUUGGACAUCAACUCCCGUCUCAUCCAGCACUUGUUGGACGACCCCACAUGUGAUGGUGGUCAGUUCGAUAUGUUCAUCAACGUGGCUGAAAAGUACGGUAUGAUUCCUCACGAAUUGUACCCCGAUGCUUACUCGGCCACUGCCUCGAGAACUUUGAACUUCUUGCUCAAGACGAAGUUGAGAGAGUUCGCUCAGCAGUUGAGAAAGGCUAAGAAGGAGGCCCUGGCUCGAUCGCUAAAAUGA